Molecule: messenger RNA, 312 nt
Organism: Helobdella robusta
Lineage: Eukaryota; Metazoa; Annelida; Clitellata; Rhynchobdellida; Glossiphoniidae
Exons: 3
Coding region: 1-312 (103 amino acids)
Source: RefSeq, a predicted model, not a curated record
AUGGCAAAGUGCAACACCAGCGACAACUACACCAGCGACAACCACACCAGCGACAACAACACUACCGACAACCACACCAGCGACAACCACACUACCGACAACCACACUACCGACAACCACACCAGCGACAACCACACUAGCGACAACCACGCCAGCGACAACCACACCAGUGACAACCACACUAGCGACAACCACGCCAGCGACAACUACACCAGCGACAACCGCAUCAAUACAAUGGCCAACCUCGGAAAUAUAAAAAAGUCUCAAAAUUUAACCCAGAAUGACAGGGCAGGAAUUCAGCAAGCAAAAUAA